CUCUUUUGACUAAUUACAUAUAGCAAAUAGCAACGGAUGACGCUUUCCGUUAAAGGCGUUAGAAAUAAAAUUUUACCUAGGCCUAUUCAUUACAUACGUUUGGGAAUUAUCAAACUCUUUGAUAUGAAGUAGUGGCUGACGUUCCAGAAUAACAAUGGCAACUGCACGCAUCGCAAUAAACAACAAUUUCAGCAUGCAGAACCCUAUAAGACCAGAGCCACAUCGUAGUCAUGCUCCAGCCCCAAGCAGACAGUACCAGUGUGCUGAGCAUGGUAAAGACAUUCUCAACCAGCUUCAUCAGUUGUGGAAGCAGCGGAUCUUGUGCGAUGGGAACAUCAUUGCCAAUGGUCACCAUUUUGCUGUACAUCGCGCUAUACUUGCUUCCUGCAGCGAGUACUUCAGGUCUAUUUAUCUUGAGAAUGACAACGUCCGUGACGUCCAACUCCACAGUAACAUCACCAAGGACAGUCUGGAGUUGCUCCUGCACUAUGCUUACACCUCUCAGAUAGAACUCACCCUGGAGAAUGUCCGCAAGGUUGUGUCUGGAGCCGUUCAGUUGAAGAUGAAGCGUGUCAUCGACAUCUGCAUCCAGUAUCUGAUGUCUGUCUUGGCCGUUGAGAACUGCAUCGGAAUCCUCCACCUCUCCAGGAAGUUCUGUUUCAAGCAGUUGGAGCAGGAUGUGCAUGAGUUUAUCGUUGAUAACUUCUUGACGGUAGCAGAGAGACCAGAGUUCCAGUCCCUCAAGUAUGAUGAUAUGUGUUUUUUCCUGAAGCAAGACCGCAUGUCCAUUGUCUCUGAGUUUCAGCUCUUUGGAAUUGCAGCUAGGUGGAUAAACCAUGAUAAGCAAACAAGAUUCAGACAUGCAGCUCACCUGAUGAAGCACAUUCGAUUCCCAUUGAUAUCAAGUGAUGACCUGGUGGAACAUGUCCAGUCACAUGACUUCAUGAUGCAAGAUCAGGCAUGCCAUCGAUUCCUGAUAGAAGCCUUAAACUACCACCUGGUGCCUCACCGCCAGCCGGCCAUGCAGACCCCUCGCACCCGCAUCAGGUCGACCAAGGAAGCCAUCGUGACCAUUGGAGGUGAACUGCCGCAUCAUAGAGUGAGUAACCUGGUUAUUGCUAUGGAUGAACUACACAAUGGCUGGAAGGAACUAUCUAGGAUGCCUCUGAAGCGGGUGGAUCACUGUGUGGUGGUCCUCAAUCAUUUUGUUUAUGUCGUCGGUGGGCAGGUGACAUUGAACUCCAAUGGCAAGGAGAGCAUUGGAACUGUUCAUCGGUAUGAUCCUAGGUUCAACAAGUGGCUGCAGAUGUGUCCUAUGCAACAGAGAAGAGCAUUCUUCUACUUGGCUGUGGUUGGAGGCAGCUUGAUAGCUGUGGGAGGUAAGAAUGAACAGGGUGCCCUGGCUUCAGUUGAGAUGUUCAAUCCGACGGAAAAUAGUUGGAAAUACCUGCAUCGCUUGGAUGAACCAACAUAUGCCAUGUCUGGAACCGUCGUAGAUGGCCACCUGUACAUCAGCGGAGGAUUCGCCACCCACAACUUCAGCCGGAUGAGCUACAUGUACAACGGAGAGAUCGACCACUGGAUUCCCAAGUGCAAAAUGAGUGUUGCUAGAGGGUUUCACAUGAGCUGCACUAUCCGUGGAAUGAUGUAUGUUAUGGGUGGGAACCAUUUGAACUCCUAUGGAGAUCGGGUAGACGUGAUGGGAGUUGAGCGGUACAAUCCUCAAGAAGAUACCUGGAUUACCAUGUCACCCAUGCUGACUGGUCUUAGCAUGGCAGGCUGUACAACAACGGAAGACAAGAAGAUCUAUGUUGUUGGUGGCUACAAUGGCCUUGGUCGGCAGCGUGAGAAGGACAUCCAUUGCUACAACGUAGACGCAGAUGAAUGGGACGUGGUUGCAGAGCUUCCGGACUCAAGUUUAAGAAUGUCUUGUUGCACAUUGACUCUUCCAAACAGCGUCUUCAACGGAUCAUCUCCUACUGCUGACUCCUUGUCGACUUCAGACUCUCAUUUCACUUCCGUUUCACAGCUGAACGAGAAUUACUCGGGGAUGAGUAACAGCGGAAGUACUGUCUUAAUGAACAGGUAACACAAUAUCAUGUUUAAAAAGUUACAACAGUUUGUAGUAUACUAGCCAGUUUAACAUUCCAUUGGAGUUUUAGUAAUCUUUCAGGUAUGCUUUUAAUCUUAAUACAGGUACUUAAACAUAUGAGAUCAAUGCCAAUAUUAUCUAUUGAAAUCAUGAGGUUGCUAUUUUGCCCAAAUCAAUUUUCAGUGAACUCAUCACUUGUUGGCAAUGAACAUUUGACGUUGAAAAAAGUACAACUUUUUAAUAUAGCAGGAUUGAAGUACUGUGCCUGUACUCAUUUCUUUGCCAAACAUUUUCAAAAGUAAAUUUAUAAAUCCACAAAUGUAAACUUGUGGGAUUAUCUUUCUGGUGGUGUGAAAACAUAAAAUUCAGUUUUUACUGAAAGGUUUAGAUUUAUCUUUGCUUGAAAUGCUUACAUUUUUUUUCAUUGUAUAUUUUAUGAAAAAAAUCAGGUUUUGGUAAUGACAAACGUCAAAUGAUUGCGUACAUGUUCAAUGUGUACACAUUUUUUGGCAAUACAUGUAUAUCAAAUGGUUUACUGUUUUGAGGGAGCUUUAUACAAUAAAGCUUGAGAAACCUGAUGAGAUAAAAAUUAAUACAGUAUUAGCAAGAAAUAGGUACAUGUAGUGAGACGAUUCCCUGGUGUGAGUCCUUUUCAUUGCUGUUUAUUGAAUUGAGUGUUUUGGGUUUUUCUUUUGUUCUAUAUUUCAAAAUCACUAUUCCAAUUCAUUACCAGAUUACAUGUAUAUGAAUGUGUAUGCCCUAAAUCAGCGCUUCUCAACCCUUUUUUACUCGAGGACCACUUUGACUCUCAGAUUUUUUAUGGAGGCCCACCUACGAAAAUUUUAAGAAAAUGUCGAUUUUUAGGCAAAAAUGUUUUGUGAAAUUUGAACACAAAGCUCUGAAGCACAUUCAAAACAAACAGUUUGAGAACUAAUCUGCAUUUGCAAAUGUCCGGUAAAUGGGCGACAAUUAACUACAUGUAUACACAACAUUAAACUUUAUCAAAACCAUAUGCAUGAUAAGCGUGCUUUAGUUUUUUUUGACCCAUUUAGACUGAUCGGACAUACCAUGUUCGAACAGGUCUGUGAAAAGUCUAUACAUGUAUUUUAAUUUUCUCAUAUUUUUCUCCCUCUGGAGCUUCUCGUGGCCCACCUGAGAGAGCUUCGCAGCCCACUGGUGGCCGGGCGUGGCCCACCGUUUGAGAAGCGCUGCCCUAAAUCAUAUGAUGUAGUAGUAGAGGAUAUGUAAUGAAAAUGUAUUUUCAUUGGGUGUACAGUAUGAUCAAAGUUAAAAUUAAUUGCACAGUUUUUUUUUUCAUUUGAAAUAGAAUUCAUUCCAAAUAAAUGACUGGGCUGAAAAUGUCAUGAUGGACAAUAAUCUUUGUCCAUCAGGUCAAGUCCCUCAAUUUGUAAGAUAAAUGUUCAUUGAGCCCUUUUGAAAGAAAAUAAAAUAAGGUUGAGAGAGGGCACUCCUUGUAGAUUUGUUUGAUUUGUUUAUUUCAAUGUUCAUAGAGAAUUGCAGUAGAAAAAAAAUAUAACAGUCACUACACAAGUGUUAAGAUUGGGAUGUUGUUAUAUGAAAGCCAAAGUCAGUUUAAGUCCAUACAUUUUGCUGGAAAUUUUUUUGCCAUUUACUCACUUUUAUAACAAAGUUAUCGAGAAAAACAGUAUAUUCAGCUUUCACAUGUGUUAAGUACUACAUGUAAGUAGCAUCAGCAUAUUUAUAUUUGGUCCUACGUGUAGGCCUAUGCAGUGUGCAAAUUGUGGUAAUGAGGUUGACCAAAACUUAAUACAAUAUACACAUUUACAUUGUACUUUGUUAAGUCAGGUAGAUAAAUACCAGAGAUUUCAUAUAGAUACAUAUUCCUAUUAAAAAAAAACCCCCAAAAACACACCGAGUAGCAAGGUUAAAAUUUUUAAAUGUUGUAAACUAAGGCAAUACUUUAUCUUCUCAUCCUGUGCCAUAAGUGUUGCAAAGCAUCAUUAAAUUUGCUCUGAAAAGGCAAAUCUUUGAUGCUUGCGCUGUUUGAAGUUUAAUUGUUGUUAGAGAUACAGUCCACUUGAUAUCUUUACAAUGUGGUCUUCUUAGCCUACUCAUGUAUGCGACAAUAUUGUAAAACAAGUAAUUUAUCUGAAGAGCAAUGGUGAUAAAUUGUACCCCCUAGUUGGGGGGGGGGGGGGGGAUGGGUUCUCCUGGCUCAGAUAUACAUGUGUAGAACCUUGGAGAUCACACCAAUUAAGUAUACCCGGAGGACCAAUCAAUAUGCUUCAUUGCCUUUCAGAUAAAUCAGCUGAUUUUGACAAUGGUUUUAAAGUGAACGAUACAUACAUGUACAGUACAUACCCGGUGCUUUCCCCUUCUUUAUCACAUGCUACAUGUACAUGUACACUGUGUACAGUCCUGUAUUAUCCUAUUUAUACAAUUUAGUGGGUUUUUAUCAACGUUAUGGCAGUGUGACAUGAUUUGAGAAAUAGACAGUAUUCAUGUAAUUACCCCACCCCCUCCCUUUACAAUGUAUACCCAAAUCAUGGCAAAUUUGAAUGAUUCAGAACAAAAUGCAGGAACAACAAAGAAAGUUCAUUUUACGUAAUAAAAAUGUACCUAAAAGCAAUAGCAAGUGAAGCUAAAUGUACAUCCCUACCCCCCAAAAAAAAAAUUGUUGUAAUUCAGCUUUUAGACAAAACUGGAUUAGAAUCAAGUAUUAAUCAUGUUCUUUCUAGAGCGAAUUUUAAUAAUGAAUUUGCAAUACUUACAUGUACAUUUAUUAUGCAUGGAGCUCAGAAACUCGACAGAAGAAAUAAUUUGCAUGACAGUACAUGUAUAUACAGUUCUGCUGGACAUGUACAUUGUAAUGUAUACAUGUACAUGUAAAUUAUAUUACACCUUGACUUUUUGCAUGAUUUAUAUUUCACCUUGAAUUUUGUGAAAUGCAUCAUAUCAACCUUGUCUUUCCUGUUUUGUAUGCAUGCAUUUUAUUUGCAAUAAUAGUUUUUACGCGAUAAAAUGUAUUGUACAUACAUGUAUUAAAUGUAUAAUGUAGUUUGUAUGUAAAAUAAGAACACAUUCUCAUCUACUUAAAAUAAUUUUCAAAACCAGUUUUAAAGUUUUAAUAGUGGAAACUAUAGUACUUUAACAUGUAAUGGGGCUGCUCAAAGUGGUCUUGGAAGCAAUCUUAAGUGGUCUUCCAAACCAGUUUGGAAAGCCAAGUCAUGUGGUUUUCAAGACCGCUUGCCUUUUUUUACUGGUUAAAGUGUACUGUGCUGUGGUGUGCUGUGGACACAGCUGAUCUUUACAUGGAAGUACGAGAGUGUGCACGUUGAGUGCGCUACUGUCUGUAGAAUGCCUAUGCUGCAGUUUCAAAUUUGGCACAAUAUAUGUGACGCCACUGAGAGCAUCCCCAUAGCAACAUGAAAUGGUUCUGGAUAUCAGUGCAAAAGAUGGUGAUAUGGACAAAAGCGAAGUGAUUUUCUAAACUGGUUUCCUUAAAACUGCUUUAAGGGACACCAUUUUAAGAUUGUAGAUGAGAAUAUCUCUCUGCUUCUGUACAUGCAGCCUACAAUACAUGUACAUGAGUACUCUUUCUACUCUUUUUGGACAAGACAUUAUAAAUCCUUAUUUGGUUGGCUUAAUUUGUAUACUAAAAAUUGGCAACAUAUAACUUUGUAUUUUCCUCUUAUUGCUGCAUGUACAUGUAAGUUUUUCCUUUAAAAGUUCACUCUGUACAGGGCCCGGUGACAUAAAUCUUUAAAGGGGAAUCCAACCCAAAUAAAAACUUGUUUUUAUAAGGAAAAGAAAAAUCAGACAAGUUGAUAGGUGAAAGUUUGAACAAUAUUGGACAAACAACAAGAAAGUUAUGAAUUUUUAUAAGUUGUAAAUAUUGGUUAUCACUAUACCCAUGGAGACUUCAAAUUGGCCGCAUAUGGGAUGUCAUAGUGAUGUAAGGAAAGGACUACUCUUCCAUAUACUCCAAUACAUAUUAUGGUUAAAAUGUCAUUUUUCCCAUAAGUUUUAUUUCAAAUUAUAUUUUUCAUUCAUGAGGACAUAAAACAAUAUACUACCUGGGUUAUAUUUAGAUUACUGCCCCAGGGAAAUGGGUACUUGGGAGAAAACCACAAAUCCCUGAUAAUAAAGUACAUGGCCUAUGGGAAAGUUGUCCUUGCCCUUUGUCAUAAUUUACUUUCCCAGUUGCCAAUUUGAAAUUUACGUAGUAUUAGUGAUCUCAAUUUUAAAGCAGCUAUAACUUUCUUAUUGCUUGUCCAAUUUCUUUCAAACUUUCACCAUUCUGUUUAAUUUAUUUUUUCUCCUUCCCAACACAACAUUUUAUGGCCAAGGCUGGAUUCCCCUUUAAUAGUAAUUGAUCGUACUGGACAUGUACAGUAGGGCUGAUAUUUGCAAUUGAUUGUAAUAAUAUAAUCAAUACGAUCAAUUAUAGAAAUCAGUCUUGCAAUUAAUCACUAUUAAGUGUCUCAGGGCCUGAUGUAUAGAGAUUGAUAAAGAGUGUAAGAAGAAAUUUGCCAAUUUGUGUGUAAGUUGUUUUUUCGUCUGUUUUUUAUCUUGAUGCUAAUCGGGAUUUCAGUGAUCUUCUUGUUUAUUUUCAUCAAUGAGAGAAAAAUAAUGAUGCAAUACACAUGUAAAUGUAAUUGUACAUAUCUUGUAGACAUGUACAUGUAGAAUGUGUACAGGAAGAUUUUGAACUCUUCAGUUUGGAGGGCUACAUGUACAUGUAUUCAAAAGUUUGUUUAGCCAAUAAAAAAGUGAGGUUAUUUUGUCUUUAG
Messenger RNA from Lytechinus pictus (painted urchin), 6867 nucleotides. RefSeq names its product kelch-like protein 14. Lineage: Eukaryota; Metazoa; Echinodermata; Echinoidea; Temnopleuroida; Toxopneustidae. The coding region runs from base 155 to 2089 and encodes 644 amino acids. The transcript has 3 exons. The record is from RefSeq and is a predicted model, not a curated record. Gene Ontology annotation, molecular function: protein binding.